This is a messenger RNA of Drosophila montana, 678 nucleotides long. RefSeq lists its product as uncharacterized. The record is from RefSeq and is a predicted model, not a curated record. NCBI's taxonomy places the organism in Eukaryota, Metazoa, Arthropoda, Insecta, Diptera, Drosophilidae. The transcript has 3 exons. The coding region runs from base 1 to 678 and encodes 225 amino acids.
AUGUGGCAGCUGAAAUUGUCUUUCGUUUUGGCUUUGGCUUUGAGCUGCGCGGAGGCCAAGCCCUCGCACCACUUUGAUCAUUUCGAUCAGCACCUCAAUCACUUUGAUCAGCACUUGAACCACUUUGAUCAGCACUUGAACCACUUUGAUCACUUUGAGCCAGUGCAUCAGGCGCUGCCGGAUCACGUGGACUAUGCAGCUCCUCUCCAGCUGCAGGAAACUCUGCUUCCGGCUCCGCUGCCGGCACCAGCCUGGCCCGAACCAGCUCACCUAGCUCCAGCGCCAGCUUGGCCCGAACCAGCUCACCUGGCUCCAGCGCCAGCUUGGCCCGCGCCAGCUCCGUUGGCACCAGCACCACUCUGGUCAGCACCACUCGCACCCGCACCAGCCCCUGUUUGGCCAGCACCAGCACCUGUUUGGCCCGCUCCUGCGGCACUCGCUCCUGCACCACUGCUGCCAGCUUGGCAUUUGCCGACAGUGACAAAGGUGCUGCCGCCAGUGCUCGAGGCGGUGCCCUUUGCGCCCAGCUAUCGUGCGACACUCGGACCAAAGCGCACCACACACCGCGUAUCCAUUGGCUACGCUUUUCCCAAGCUGCUGGCUGCACCACACGCCCAUUUGCGCGCACUGCCACUGAAGCUAGCGCACCACCAUAAACACCAUCAUUCGCUUUUCUAG